AUGGGCUAUGCCCCUCUUCUUAAUAAAUUGCCUAUUACAACAAGCUCAAAUCAUAGUAAUUACGGCGCUUUAGGUGAUAAUGUGUGCGACGAAUAUUCGAUUUCUGAAAACACAGACAUUAAGAUUAAGACUUCUCGUUGGACAAUUUUUAAUUGGUCAAGAUUGGCUUUGGCUAUUGUACAAUUGAGUUUGUUUUUAUUUGCUGUUUAUGAAAUUAAUGUUCAUCAAUAUAAAUUUUCUCCAAACGAAGGUCACAAAUUUAAUCUAUUGUUUGCUUACAUAAUACGUAUAGGAUUUUGGACUUAUUCACUUGUUUUGUCGAUUGUCAAUAUUUAUUUAUCUGUCAGCUUCAAUGAAUUAUCUAAUAAGAUUUGCAACCAUCUUAAUUGGCUAUAUUUGAUAGACUUUUUUGUCACUCUUAUUGAUGAAAGAUCAUAUUAUCUCUUGGGUCAAAAUGCGGGUACAGGAUAUCCAUUAUCUCUCCUGACAGGUUUUAUUGAUCUUUUAUUACUCUUGAUUAUCAUUAAUGAAACUCGACUCGCUCCUUCAAAGCCAGUGGUUACUAAAGAGGGUCGUAUUAUGUCUGGUGAAAAUUGGGCUUCCCUUUAUUCAAAAUUUAUGUUUAGUUGGGUGAAUGUGAUGAUGAAGGAAGGAUAUAAUCGUACUUUGGAUGAUGCAGAUUUAAUUGAAUUACCUACUGACAAUAGAGCUAAAUAUACACUUUUGGAUUAUAAUAACAAUAAAUCUUCUUCUAAUAUAAAGGCUACACUCGUUAAGACAUUCCGUUGGCCAUUAUUCUUUCAAACUCUCUAUUGUUUAGGCUGGACUGUACUUGUCUUUGGUCCUCCUUUUUACUUGAACAAAAUUGUUAGAUAUAUUGAAAGUCCAAAGGAUGAACCUGUCACAACUGCUUUCUUGUAUGUUCUUGGUUUGUUUGUCACUAAUUCUGCUCAAUCUUUGUUACUUCAGCAAGGUCUUUAUAUCGGUCGUACUUUAGGUAUUCGUGUUCAAUCUAUUAUUAUUGGUGAAGUUUUCUCAAAAUCACUUCGUCGUCGUGAUGAUAGUGGCUCUCCUGAUGUUGCCUCUAGUCUGGAGGAAGAGACUAGAAAGGAAACGAUGGGUAAUGUGAAUAAUUUACUAUCUGUGGAUGCUCAAAAGGUAGCUGAAUGUAUUGCUUAUAUUUUUUAUAUCUAUUGCUAUCCUCUUCAAAUUAUUUUCAGUAUUUGGGGGUUAUAUAAGCUUCUUGGCAAUGCUGCAUUAUGGGGUGUUUUGGUCAUGAUAAGUUGUCAGCCUAUCACUUAUUAUAUUGGCUCUCGUUUUGAAAGGCUUCACACCUCUGUCAUGUCGGCUACUGAUAAACGUCUAAAAUUGAUGAAUGAACUUUUGUCUGCUAUUCGUAUCGUUAAAUUUUUUGCUUGGGAAAGUGAAUUCAAGAAACGUAUUAUUGAAGCUAGAGAGAAUGAAUUAAGUGCUAUUCGUUCUCGUUUAAUGACGUUUAUGUGGAUGGUGAAUGCUUGGUUUUUUAUUCCUAUCUUAAUCAUGGUGACAACCUUUUACGUUUACACUCAAGAUAACCCAUUGACUGCCUCUGUCGCUUUUACUGCUUUAGCUCUCUUUAAUACCUUCCGUGCUGCCCUUGAUGAAUUUCCUCUCUUGAUGUCCUUUUUAAUUCAAUCCAACGUUUCUAUUAAACGUGUAGAAAAGUUUUUAGCUGAAGAUGAAGUUGAGCUCCCUACACAAAGAAACGCAGAGGCCUCUCAAAGCGGCGUUGUUAUUGGCUUUAUCAACAAUGCCUCCUUUAGUUGGGAACGUCCUCGUGAUGGGGAUCAUGCUAAAGCUGCUAUUAAAAACUUAAACUUGAACUUCCCAGUAGGUAAACUUUCUAUCGUCUGUGGUCCCACUGGGUCUGGUAAAACGUCUUUAAUUGCAAGUCUGUUAGGUGAAACCUUUUGUCUUUCUGGUCAGGCUAUCUUACCACGCGUUAUCCCUAAUCAAAGGAGUCCACUCGGUGGCGCCGUCUCUGGGAUUGCCUAUGUUGCACAGACUGCAUGGUUGCAAAAUUGUAGUAUUCGAGAUAACAUCUUGUUUGGUUUACCCUUUGAUAAAGAACGGUAUGAGAAUGUGUUGUACAUGACGGCGUUAACUCGUGAUUUGGAAAUUUUGGAAUAUGGUGACGCUACUGAAGUCGGCGAAAAGGGUAUCACGCUGAGUGGUGGACAAAAGCAACGUGUAGCUAUUGCGCGUGCUGUCUAUUCUCAGGCUAGUACGGUUAUCUUGGAUGAUUGUCUUAGUGCAGUAGAUGCACAUACUGCUAAGCAUUUAUAUGAACAUUGUUUGACAGGUGAUUUAAUGAAGCAUCGUACAGUGAUCUUGGUCACUCAUCAUGUUGGACUCUGUAUCUCUGGUGCUGAUUAUGUGGUGGUCUUGAAGGAGGGUCAAGUUCUAGAUGCAGGAUCACCCAAGUCACUCUUAAAAUCAGGUGUACUUGGUGAAGAACUUUCAAAGGCAGAAGAAGCCAAGAUGGCUAUGACUGAAGAAACGGCUGUGGAGGGGCCUAUCCCGGUUGUUCCUAAAACGAUCCAUAGUACGACUGAUAUGAUAAAUGGUCAUGGCGGGAAGUUAACCCAAGAGGAGGAGCGUGCUGAAGGCGGCGUAUCUUGGUCUGUAUACAAGACCUAUAUUAAUGCCUCUGGAGGUUAUCUCUUCUGGGCGAUUGUGUUAAUUUUGUUUUGUGUUGCACAAGCUUGUGUUUUAGGUCAAGAUUAUUGGAUUAAAGUGUGGUCGGCUGCAUAUGGUCAUGAAUCUGAAGGACCAGAGAAGGAUGCCCUCCAUGACGAUCACCUUGGUCUAUUAUUAUUCUCUGCUUCAAAUACAAUGGGACAAAAUAACUUGAUGAAUGUAUAUACUACUGCACCCAUUUUCCAUACUACGAUGAAUAGGAUGAUAAAACCUGCUGAAGAUGCGAUUGAUGUCGUCUACUACUUGGGCAUCUAUUUCCUUGUGGGUGUCAUUGCGUUAUGUAUGACUUCAUUACGUACUUACAUUCUCUUUAGAGGCUCUUUAAAUGCUUCCAGUCGUAUCCAUCAUGAAUUAUUGUCUCGCAUCUUGAGAGCCAAAGUUCGUUUUUAUGAUACAACACCUUUAGGUCGCAUUGUGAAUCGAUUUUCUUCUGAUUUAGCCACUGUAGAUCAAGAGAUCGCGCCUUCUCUUUCUUUCUUGAUCUAUUCAAUUGUUGCUACGUUAUGUGUGAUCCUCUUGAUUUCAAGUGUGACACCAACUUUCCUUGUACCUGGUGUUGUGAUUGCCGCUCUGUUUGUCUCGAUUGGUAACUACUAUCUUCGUACCUCUCGCGAUCUAAAACGAUUAAAUUCUGUGAGUCGUAGUCCAAUCUAUGUUCAGUUUAAUGAAACCGUGAAUGGUGUUGCCACGAUUCGAGCCUUUGGAUCUCAAUUUAGGUUUAUAAAUGAGAAUCACAACAAAAUCGAUAGUAACAAUCGCCCCUUUUUAUGGAUGUGGGCUACGAAUCGUUGGUUGCAUUGCCGUGUUGAUGUCCUGGGAGCCUUUGUCGGUUUCUGUACUGGGUUUGUCCUCGUACUUGCUCGUGACUGGGUUGAUCCUGGGUUAGCAGGUCUUUCCUUGAGUUAUUCAUUGAUGUUUACACAUCAUGUUUUAUGGGUUGUGCGUAAUUAUGCAUUGAAUGAAAUGAACAUGAACGCUAUUGAACGUGUACAUGAAUAUCUUGAUGUUGAAGAGGAACCAGCUGCAGAGAUACCUGAAACAGAGCCUCGCUCUAGUUGGCCAGAGUACGGUUCUGUUGAAGUUCAAGAUUUGGUGAUGCAAUAUGCGCCUGAAAACCCCCCUGUACUUCGUAAUGUAUCCUUUCAAGUUCAACCUCGUGAAAAGAUUGGCAUCGUUGGACGUACUGGUUCUGGUAAGUCCACGUUAGCACUUUCUAUUUUCCGUUUUAUGGAACCCACGAGUGGGACGAUCAAGAUUGAUGGUGUAGAUAUACACAAGAUUGGCUUAAACGUACUUCGUUCUCGAUUAACCAUCAUUCCUCAAGACCCUGUUUUAUUUUCAGGAACACUUCGUAGUAACCUUGACCCUUUCCAUCAACAUGAUGAUCUCGAACUUUGGGCGGCUUUGAAACGUUCUCACUUAAUUGAUGACCAAGACACUACAACAGAGAAUGCAAUCACACUCGAUUCAGUCGUAACAGAAAAUGGAUCCAACUGGUCUCAAGGUCAAAGACAAUUAAUUGCUUUAGCUCGUGCACUGGUUAAAAAAUCGGCUUUAAUCAUUUUAGAUGAAGCGACUUCAUCCGUUGAUUUUGAUACAGAUCAUAAAAUUCAGCAAACAAUUCGAACCGAGUUUACAAACUCUGCUUUACUCUGUAUCGCUCAUCGUAUUCGUACUGUGGCUGAUUAUGAUCGUAUCUUAGUCUUGGACCAUGGAGAAGUGAAAGAGUUUGAUACACCUUAUAAUUUAAUGACUAGAGAAGGUGGUAUCUUUCAACAAAUGUGUUUGCGUUCAGGCGAAUAUAAUGAAUUAUUAGCCAUUGCAACUGCCAAGAAAGAUCAAUCUUUAUAG
Cokeromyces recurvatus is the source of this 4590-nucleotide messenger RNA. RefSeq names its product P-loop containing nucleoside triphosphate hydrolase protein. The transcript is spliced from 3 exons. Gene Ontology annotation, biological process: transmembrane transport. Lineage: Eukaryota; Fungi; Mucoromycota; Mucoromycetes; Mucorales; Mucoraceae. The record is from RefSeq and is a predicted model, not a curated record. The coding region runs from base 1 to 4590 and encodes 1529 amino acids. Gene Ontology annotation, cellular component: fungal-type vacuole; fungal-type vacuole membrane. Gene Ontology annotation, molecular function: ATP hydrolysis activity; ABC-type peptide transporter activity; ATP binding.